Molecule: messenger RNA, 1495 nt
Organism: Chroicocephalus ridibundus (black-headed gull)
Lineage: Eukaryota; Metazoa; Chordata; Aves; Charadriiformes; Laridae
Gene: CIB1
Product: calcium and integrin binding 1
Exons: 7
Coding region: 45-617 (190 amino acids)
Molecular function (GO): magnesium ion binding; calcium ion binding
Source: RefSeq, a predicted model, not a curated record
GGAGCGGGCGAGUGACGGGCGAGGCGGAAGCGGCGCGGGCCGCCAUGGGGGGCUCGGCCAGCCUGCUGCCGCGGGAGGCGCUGGGCGAGUACCAGGAGCUGACGUUCCUCAGCAAGCAGGAGAUCCUGCUUGCCUACAAGAGGUUCAGUGAACUGCUGCCAAAGGAGGAGAGGGAGAAUGCCUGCUCCGCGCGGGUUCCCAAGAGCCAGAUCCUGACGUUGCCUGAGCUGCGGGCAAACCCCUUCCAGCACCGGAUCUGCCGGGUCUUCUCCACCUCGGGCAAUGGGGACGACAGCAUGUCCUUUGAAGACUUCCUCGAUAUGCUGAGCGUCUUCAGCGACUCCGCUACCUCAGACGUCAAAUCCCACUACGCCUUCCGCAUCUUUGACUUUGAUGAUGAUGGGACCCUGGACAGAAAGGACCUGGAGAAACUGGUGAACUGUCUGACGGGGCAAGGCGAGGAGUCCCGGCUGAGCCACGCAGAGAUGGAGCAGCUCAUCCAAAACAUCCUGGAGGAGUCUGACAUCGACAAGGACGGCACCAUCAACCUCUCCGAGUUCCAGCACGUCGUCUCCCGCUCCCCGGACUUCACCAGCUCCUUCAAGAUCAUCCUGUGAGAGCCCUGCGGCUCUCCAUCAGCACUGCUCCUCCGGCUAUUGCAGCUCUUCGUGGUCUCAGACAUUUCCUCUUUCAGCAAACAGAGCGGCUGAGGCUCCUGCUCCUCACCAGCCCAGCGGUGCCGCACAGUGCCUUAGGCAGGACACCCUCCUGCUCCCCGUUCCCUCCCGACAGGCGAGAUGGCGGGCGGCUGCAGCCUGCAGCAGUCGGUCCCCGGGAAGCUGCCUUGCCUGCAGCCCCAGCCGCGUCUGCCAGAGCAGGAGCUCUGCUCUCCCAGGGCUGGAUUGUAACUCCCGAUGCAAACCAAGGGCAGCUCUAUGGGUGGAGGGAGGCACACAGAAGUGCUCCUGGCCAGGGGCCACAUGCACCGAGCACAGCCCCUCUCUGCCCUCAGUACCAAUUCGUGCCUUCCACUGGCAGGCAGGGAGCUGCCUCCCCCGGCCAAGCCCCUGCCUGGCUCUCACGUCUUCCUGGGGGCCUCCCUGCUGCAACGUGGAUCCGUUUCUCAAAGCAAUAAGCCAAACGUGGAUCUGUUCCUCGAAGCAAUAAGGCAAACGUGGAUCUGUUUCUCGAAGCAAUACCCACAAAUGUGGAUCCGUUUCUCGAAGCAAUACCCCAAGUGGCACUGCAGAUGUGCCACCCUGGCAGCAGAGCUGUCCCCCCACGGCUGCACAGGACGCAGGACGCCUUCUUCCACCAACCGUCGAGGCAGCGCAGCCGAGCUCACCCCGUGCUGCCUUGGCACUGACCGCGCUCCUCUUCCUCCUCUCUUCCUCUCUGCCCCCUGCUCUGGCUCCAGCUCAGCAGCUGCUCUGCCUGCCCUGGCCUCUUCCUCCCUCUGCUCCUGCAAGGACACAAAUAAAGGGCUCUGGUUUCA